Messenger RNA from Colletotrichum karsti, 4128 nucleotides. RefSeq names its product nuclear pore complex subunit nup133. Lineage: Eukaryota; Fungi; Ascomycota; Sordariomycetes; Glomerellales; Glomerellaceae. Gene Ontology annotation, biological process: protein import into nucleus; poly(A)+ mRNA export from nucleus; transcription-dependent tethering of RNA polymerase II gene DNA at nuclear periphery. Bases 1 to 4128 code for a protein of 1375 amino acids. Gene Ontology annotation, molecular function: structural constituent of nuclear pore; protein binding. The record is from RefSeq and is a predicted model, not a curated record. Gene Ontology annotation, cellular component: nuclear pore outer ring. The transcript is spliced from 4 exons.
AUGUUUUCUCCGACCAUGAGCGAGGGCGGUCCGGCCACGGCCACGCGAAGCAGAAGACGCCAACGACCCGCCAGCAAUGAAAGCCUUGCUCAACAACCCAAGGCCAAGCGCCAACGUGUGCCUCUGACCGAGCAGACCUUCGUGAACCCCGAAGUCUCGUCUACGCCUGCCUCCGAAAUGUACGAGGUCAAGUCCGACAAAGUUGCGACGCUCGACGUGCGGCAAGACGGCAUCGAAAACCACCACCACCCCAUCACACCAACACCUAGGAAGGAGCUCAGCGUACGCGCGAAGAAGCCCAAGGGCGGCGAAAGACCUACCAAGGGCGAUGGAAGUGUUGUUUUGACGACAAACAACGCUUAUACCGUGAGCAAACUCCCUGCGCUUCCAGACCGUAUCCGUGCAGAUGCCUCAGCUCAGCAGCAUGGCGAGAUUUUUUCCAACGGCUACGCUCUCAGCCUGAGCCAUACCCACGCCAUCGUAUGGCCCUACACGACCCCGACGCAAUCCCCCGAGACCUUUACAUUCACUCUCCCAUACCCUUCCAAGCAUGCUUCGGACCCUCUCCCCUUGGGGUGUCUGGUGUCGCCAUCAGCAUCAUCCAGCGAACCCGGUCUUGUUGUUGUGAUGCCCGUAAGCGGGAAAGUCGCCUACUGGGAGUCCAUUUCGAGCGCCGCAACAUUGGACUUCAUCCGUCAACAGCGGCACGGCGUGGAGGGUUCGAUUUCUGGCAUGUAUUCCGGCGAGAGGGUUAUCCAGAUCACCAAUGCCGAGUCCGCCGGCUUUAUUCUUGCGUUCAGCAGCGGCAGACUGGCCUUCAUGAGCGUACGAGACGGACAUGGCAGACCCACGAUUUCAGUUCAAUUCCUCCGCACGAGCCUCGGACCCGUGAAUGGGGGACUUUUUGGAAGCAUCCGCCACGCCCUCACACACUCAACCGGACGUGGAGAUAUCGCCGCUAUACGGGCGGAGCGUACCACACGCGUCGGCGAGCGCAAUGUUGUUGCUGCAACUCUCAAGGGAAGGCUGCACGCAUGGAGGAUCCACCGUGGAGGGCACCACGAUACCAUUGUCGAGGCGGACAUGCAAGAGGAAAUCGUCGACGCGAUUCGCCAAGUCGAUCCUUCGAGCAGCGAGUUCCACCAAGACACGUUCGAGGUUGUCGACUUCGCGUUCGUGCCGAAGGGAAUGGAAGCCAAGUAUCAGGAUAUGAGCAGAUUAAGCGACGCCAUGGCUUCUGACGACGUCAACUUACAGCAUCUUGUUUUGCUCGUCAGCCUUACAAAGAAGAAGGAAUCCCACUACUCCCUGGUUGAAGUCAUUCUCUCCUCAUCCUCGGCCCAGGUCGGCAUGGUCCGGCCUAUUACAUCCUACAGAGCACGCUACAGCCCUUCAAAUCCGCUGCAGUCCGCCCGACCUCGUCUCUACCUUCCCAGGCCGGCUCUGGUGGCUUUUAUCGUUUUCGACAAGGCGGUGGUUGUUGCGUCAAUCGGCGUUCCUCCCGAAUCGCCCGACUCACAACUGCAGGAGGAUAAUCAUAUUAUUCCCCCAACGUAUGAGGACGUUCUCAGUCUUUCUGACAACAAUGACUCGGAGGUGCUUGGCUCUGGCUUUGAAGAACCUCACAGUGGUCAUGAGGAGUCAAGAAGCCAACGCCAAAAAACAAAGAACCCAGCAGUCGUUUUGAUCGUCCGCGGCACCGGCGUCGUCCGACUGACAACAACAGAUAUAGACAGAUUCGGCAGCGACACGCCCCCCAAAGUCACACCGAAAAGCAAGCUAGAGCAGGCCGUUUUCUUCGGCAACAAACAAGAUACCCCGCUGGUUUUUGACGGAAGAAGAGGCGUUCAAUUUUCGGACAGCGAAGUUGCGGAAGCUGCACUGGAGUUGAGCCAUGAGAUUAUGAGCUCGUCAACACCCUAUAUCUCCACUGUGCCGGCAUCUCUCGAAGACAAUCUCAGCAAUCGUGUCGUUGCUCUGGAACGCCUGAUGCAGCACCUCAAGAUCACUAAGGUCAACUUGGACCGAAAGACUCGAUGGCUGCUGCUUUCACACGCUGAGAAGAUGAUGGUCGCGACCAUUCUUUGGAAGCGUCACGAGGCGUUCACCAACGAGCGACCUGCUGACGACAAGAAGUCCCUGGUUGCCGAAAUCGUCGAAUUCAUUCACCAGGAUGAUAAGAGCAAACCUAACCGCAACGCCGGGGAGGUCGACCGUGUGAGACACUGGUUCGUUCACGACGUUGCCAAGGUUGAGCUCUUCAUUGCCUGGGCAUAUGAAGUGAUCAAGUACAUGUACAAGGACCAUAUCAUGAAUGAUGUCCGCAUCACUCGACUCAUGUACGAAGCGCAGCAACUGAACUUGGUAGCGCUCAUCACGGCCCUUGACUACCGGCAGAAGAAGUUGGCUUUCUACGGUCUUGAAGACGAGGAGCUAGAAUUUGGCAUUCUUCGCGACAACUACGAAGGCCUUUCGGAGCCGUGGACAGGCUGCAACUACAUCUGCAACAACUUGAAGAGAUUGCUCGAGUUGACUCACACAUGGCUCGAUCAAUACUACCCACCAAAUGACAAGGUAAAGGACAAGUCGAAGCAGCCUGAUCCCACUCUGCUUGAGAAGAUCAACUCAGAGAUCUCAAAUCUGACAGAUCAAUACCUGGUGUCUCUUCUUGAAUCAUCGCGCUGGAACGCUGUGCAGCUCGAUGCAAAGACGCAAAAGUGGUCUGAGCACUUGACGAAGCUAUACGACUCGGAGCGCAACGACAAAGUUCUUGCUCUUCUACGCCUUGGCAAGUGGGAUGAGAGCAUAAGCAUUGCUGAAAAGCAUCGAUGCUGGAAAGCCCUGGCCUUGGCCAUGAUCGAACAGAUUAACACCCUCAGAAGCGAGGCAACUCUGUCAAGGUCUCAGACCGAGGCUCGUGAGCUCACGAAGAAGGCAGAAUCGAGGGAAAGGCAGAUUGGCCAAUACUUCGACAAGUACGGCGAGGCCUUUGCUUUCCCGACCUACGAGAUUUUGCUGGACAAUGCCGGCGUGAAAGCAGUCUUGGACUUCGAAUUCGACAACCACGCAUACAGGACCAAGUUUCUUCGUGAAAGGCCCGAGCUUGCCAGGAUAUCUUGGAUCAACGAUAUCCAAGGCGAGGAUGAUAUCGACCAUGCGGCCAAGACCCUUCUCAACCUCGGACUCAAUCGCGAGCAACAGGUCUGGAACAAGAAAAUCGAGCUCAGUCUCGGCAAACUCGCUCUCCUGGCCGAAACGCAAGAGUCAUCCACGCCUGACGUCUUUGGCUUGAAAAGCACAGAGAGUAGCGAGGACUCAUCUCAGUCCAAUGACAAGGUUGCGGCUAUCGACAACGCGCUUUCACUCAUCAAAAUUCAAGACCAGCUCUAUGCCCAGAUCUUCCCCUCGAUCCAGACCGCCGUGGAUGAGACUGCUGAAGUCCAGCUUGCCAUGGAGAACCACUGUUUGCAUAUUCCUAAGAAGCACAAGGCUCUGAUACAGAUCUUUGAGACUAGCAUGCGGCGGCUCGUCAAGCACGAGGCGUUAGAUGCCAAGUCUCUCAUAGAUCUUCUCACGCUCGUCAGCCUUCCUCCGGACACGGUAGCUGAAAUCGCGGACCCCUUCUACCUUGCGCUGUUGGCGGCUUCCUACGAGCUUCAAGGAGAAGAGUUGAAGAUGAUGAAGCGCCUAAUCUGGAGACGCUGCUUCAUCCGUGAUGACUGGGCCAAGAUCAACGACACCCAGUUGAAGGACGACAAUGCCGUCGAGGAGAAGCUUGUCAACACCGCGCUCUUUAAUGCCUUCGUCUCCUGCUACCAGAAUCAAACCAUUGAUGACCCCUACCGUCCAUUCCGUCCGUCUGACGCGCUGGGCGCAUUUACGGAAGAUCUCGACAGCCGCUUCGAUGGUAUGGAGAAGUCCUUCCGUGACAAGCUCCUGGAUGCUAUGAAGUGGGAGGAUUCAGUCCUGCGCAAGUACAUCGAAAAGUCGCGUCUCGAAGAAUGGAGCCGUACGACGGCGGAGACGGCCGAGUCGUUGGUUGCAGAAUCGGUGGACGAUGCCACGCGGGCCGCUACCGAGGAGCUCCCCGAACAGCACACGAAUGGCAAAGCGAAUGGCAUCCACUAG